UUACUGAUAAAGCUAUUAGUUGCAAACUCGACAUUGUCAAUCCUACAAUAUUUAAAUGUAAAUCGUUACCUCCAAGCACUUCAUCGUUUCUUUCGGGAACGACGACAGACCUCAACAGCAAUAAGGACCCCCUUAACGUCUCGCGAUAUCACUGCUUGGGUUACGUUCUUUAAAUCAACAAUUAGAUAAAAUAAUAUGAACAAUAAACUGUGAGAGGUUUUCAAAGUCAACACUUUUUCCUCUCACUCAAUAACGUUUAUUAUAUGGCAACUUUGAAAUGAAUAUACAGAAGGAGGUUAUAUAGCCAAUAUAACCAACGAUUAUAUAGACAAAUUAUAGGAUAAUAAACAUCGAAUGAAGUAAAAAAAAAAAA
Molecule: messenger RNA, 373 nt
Organism: [Candida] anglica
Lineage: Eukaryota; Fungi; Ascomycota; Pichiomycetes; Serinales; Debaryomycetaceae
Source: the annotation of a GenBank genome assembly